This is a messenger RNA of Maniola jurtina (meadow brown), 4087 nucleotides long. RefSeq names its product V-type proton ATPase 116 kDa subunit a1 (gene Vha100-1). Gene Ontology annotation, biological process: proton transmembrane transport; vacuolar acidification. Gene Ontology annotation, cellular component: vacuolar proton-transporting V-type ATPase complex; plasma membrane; vacuolar proton-transporting V-type ATPase, V0 domain. Bases 174 to 2717 code for a protein of 847 amino acids. The record is from RefSeq and is a predicted model, not a curated record. The transcript is spliced from 19 exons. Gene Ontology annotation, molecular function: ATPase binding; proton-transporting ATPase activity, rotational mechanism. Lineage: Eukaryota; Metazoa; Arthropoda; Insecta; Lepidoptera; Nymphalidae.
AUGUCGCGUUGCGCACGGAUGACGAGUUCGCUCGUUGCUGGAAAAACUUAUUGAUCGAUUUCCAUUUUAUUUCGGUUUCGUCGCCGCCGAAGUCCGUUCGCCGGCGAAUGCGGCGGAUCUAGUUAAUAGUUUGGUUUUAUUUUUCCGUGAAUUGUGAUAGAAAACCCAUCAAAAUGGGGUCGUUGUUCCGAAGUGAGGAAAUGACUUUGUGUCAACUUUUUCUUCAGAGUGAAGCAGCUUAUGCUUGCGUGUCCGAACUCGGAGAAUUAGGACUUGUGCAGUUCCGUGAUCUAAACCCAGAUGUCAAUGCGUUCCAACGGAAGUUCGUCAAUGAGGUGCGACGGUGCGAUGAAAUGGAACGCAAGCUUCGCUACCUCGAGAAGGAGAUCAGGAGGGACGGCAUCCCCAUGUUGGAGAUACCCGGGGAAGUGCCCGAAGCGCCUCAGCCCAGGGAAAUGAUUGAUCUUGAGGCCACAUUUGAAAAGCUGGAAAAUGAGCUUCGCGAAGUGAACCAGAAUGCGGAAGCCUUGAAGAGGAACUAUCUAGAGCUCACUGAGCUGAAACACAUACUAAGGAAGACGCAAGUAUUCUUCGACGAGCACGAGGGUGGGGCCAGUACCACUGAGUCGAUGACGCGGGCCCUGAUAUCCGACGACCCCAACCGACAUAUGGGACAGGUCCAACUAGGUUUUCGGGAUAAACAAGAAUCCUUGGAAUUCCUGCCUUGUUUCGUUGCGGGUGUAAUUCUGCGAGAGCGUAUUCCGGCUUUUGAGCGCAUGCUGUGGCGAGCUUGCCGUGGAAACGUUUUCCUCAGGCAGGCCGAGAUCGAUACACCACUAGAAGACCCUUCUUCGUCGGACCAGGUGUACAAAUCCGUGUUCAUCAUCUUCUUCCAAGGAGACCAGUUGAAGACCCGUGUCAAGAAGAUAUGCGAGGGAUUCCGAGCGACUCUGUACCCUUGCCCCGAGGCCCCGGCGGACAGGAGGGAGAUGGCCAUGGGAGUUAUGACCAGGAUCGAGGACUUGAAUACGGUCCUCGGACAAACUCAAGACCACCGACACCGAGUGCUGGUCGCAGCGGCCAAGAACAUCAAGAACUGGUUCGUCAAGGUGCGCAAGAUCAAGGCCAUCUACCACACCCUGAACCUCUUCAACCUGGAUGUGACGCAGAAGUGCCUGAUCGCUGAAUGCUGGGUUCCCGCUCUGGACAUGGAGACCAUCCAACUAGCUCUGAGGAGAGGAACGGAGAGGAGUGGUAGCUCCGUGCCGCCUAUCUUGAAUCGUAUGGAGACGCUGGAGGACCCGCCCACGUACAAUCGGAUGAACAAGUUCACCUCCGCCUUCCAGAACCUCAUCUAUGCUUACGGUGUCGCCACAUACCGGGAGGUCAAUCCAGCGCCAUACACGAUCAUCACGUUCCCGUUCCUGUUCGCGGUGAUGUUCGGCGACCUGGGCCACGGCGCCAUCAUGGCGGCCUUCGGCUUCUGGAUGUGCUACAAGGAGAAGCCGCUGCAGGCCAGGAAGAUCGACUCGGAGAUAUGGAACAUCUUCUUCGGCGGUCGCUACAUAGUUCUGCUCAUGGGUCUAUUCUCCAUGUACACCGGCUUCAUCUACAACGAUAUCUUCUCCAAGAGUCUCAACAUAUUUGGCUCUGCAUGGCGCAACAACUACAACGAGAGUACGCUGCGUGAGAACAACGCUCUGCAGCUCAACCCGGACUCCAAAGACUACCUGCAGUCUCCCUAUCCCUUCGGCAUUGACCCUGUGUGGCAGUUGGCUGAAGCAAACAAGAUUAUCUUCAUGAACGCGUACAAGAUGAAAAUCUCCAUCAUCAUCGGCGUCUUCCACAUGUUAUUCGGCGUGUGUCUGUCCUUGUGGAACCAUCUGUACUUCAAGCGGCGCAUCAGUGUGUACGUGGAGUUCGUGCCUCAGAUCCUGUUCCUCAUCCUGCUGUUCUUCUACAUGGUGCUGCUGAUGUUCAUCAAGUGGACCAGCUACGGACCCUCGCCUCCCGACUUCAAUGACGUAAGGACGAGCGGCUACUGCGCGCCGUCGAUUCUGAUCACGUUCAUCAACAUGAUGCUGUUCAAGUCGGACCCCAACACGCGCCCGGAGUGCGAUGAUACCAUGUUCGCUGGACAGAUGGGCCUGCAGAAGUUCUUCGUGAUCGCGGCGCUGAUGUGCGUGCCGGUGAUGCUGUUCGGGAAGCCCUACUACAUCAUGAAGGAGCAGAAGGCCCGCGCCAGCCAAGGCCACCAAAGCAUCGAGGCGACUGCUGAGAAUGGCACCGCUGGGGGAGCUCCCGUGCCCGCUUCUGGGCAUCACGACGAGGACAUCACAGAAGUCUUCAUCCACCAGGCCAUCCACACGAUCGAGUACGUGCUGGGCAGCGUCUCGCACACGGCGUCGUACUUGCGUCUGUGGGCGCUGUCGCUUGCGCACGCGCAGUUGGCCGAGGUCGCCUGGAACAUGCUGCUGAGGAAAGGUUUGCAGUCGCAAGGUUAUGAAGGCGGGAUAUACCUGUACGUGGUGUUCGCUGGCUGGGCAGCCAUCUCUGUUUCCAUCCUUGUCCUCAUGGAGGGGCUGUCUGCUUUCCUGCACACGCUACGAUUGCACUGGGUGGAGUUCCAGAGCAAAUUCUAUGCGGGUGAGGGAUACCUCUUCCAGCCCUUCUCCUUCGAGAUCAUUCUAGACUCCGCCGGGCAGGCCGAGGAGUAAACACUGCACUACUUACGCUAUUAUGAGCUUUAUUGCGUCAGUAUUAAAGUCUCUUUUGCCUCGGCAAUAUUAGAAAAUUAUAACUUGUUAAUAUUUAUUCUGUCGUCGUAAAAUAUAUCUUAAAUGGUACAGAUUAGGGUUCAAAGUAUAUUAUCAUGUAAAUUACAAUAGAUACUUAAAUGCUAGCUCGGUACGUUAUUGAGCUUCAUUGCAUCAUUGUAUUAGAGUAAUUUUUGUCUUGGCAAUGUUAGACAGAACUUGUUCUAUUUAUUCUAUCGUCGUAAAAUAUACCUUAAAUGGUAACUAUUAGGGUUCAAAAUAUAUUUAAUCAAGUGUAGAUAAAAUGGAUGUACCAUAAAUUCUUGCUCUGUACAUGAUUGUGAGCUUUAUUGUCUUAUUAUAUUAAAGUCUUUUUUGCAUUGGCAAUGUUAGACACAUAGAACUUGUUACUAUUUAUUCUAUCGUCGUAAAAUGUACCUUAAAUGAUACUAUUAGGGUUCAAAAUAAAAAGUAGUUGAGAUAAUAACUUUGUAUGAUGUCACCUUAAACACCCUUUCUAUCAGUAGAUUAUACGCUUAGGACUUAUUGUAUUAGAGUCCUUUUCGCCUUGGCAAUGUUAGAAUCUUAUAACUUGUGACUAUUAAUUCGAUCGUCGUGAAAUAGAUCUUAAAUACAUAGGUAUUAUAUAGAUAUUCUAAUGUCCUUCAGAUCAUUUAGAUGUUUCCUUCCACGUAUAAUAAUAAUAAUUUAAGGGUACUCAAGCUAUUCACUCUUGACUUUAAUGCUGAGAUCGCACUUUGAUUUUGCUCAGACUUAAGACAUUGUUAAAACGAGACAGUGUUAUAUCCUUGCAUAAAACCGUCUCGUUUUAACCGAAACUUAAGUCUAAGUAAAUUCAAAGUGCAGUCUAUGGAUUUCAACCUAUGAGUGCCCUCCGAGGUCAUUCCCAAGUCGAGUGUGAGCGCAUGCUGUUCCAAUCAACAUUUACCGGUGGGACACACUCAAGAGUGAGAUGGACGAUGUUUGAACAAGCCUAAAGUAAAAAGUAGUGGUACAGCUGUAUAGAGAAUUAUAUUGGUAGAAAACUUAUGUGAAGUAAAUAAAAUUAAUCAAUGUUUUUCUAUUUCUUUUUUAUAUAAUUUCAUUUUGUAAGUUCAAUGUACUUAAAAAGCUGUUUUUGAAUUUUGUUUUAAAUCCGAGGCUCUCUUUACGUGUAUAAUAGCGAAACUUUUUAGAGAUUUUUUCCAUAUAUUAACGAUAAAAUAAUAAAUACGGAAAAUAAAUGUUGUAACUCUGUAGCCCGUGUUUAUGGAAGUAGGACAGUGAAAUUAACUUCUGGUUAAAUAAAUAUAUUAUAUUCGUAGCAAAUA